AUGUCCGCUGAAGGAGUUCUACAGCAGUUCAUUGAAGGCCUUCUAACAACAAAGUUGUUAUGCUAUUCCGAGUUUCAACAUUUAAUCAAGACACAUAAUGAGGAAGUUCAAGAGGAAGACAUCCAAGAGUGGUACAAUAUGUUCCAAAGCAAUGAUGGAAUGCUACUGAGGAACACUUCUUCAACAAUGAACACACUAAUGAGGGACUUAGAAAGUGCGGACAUAAAUGACUUGAAGGAGUUUCAGGCAAAGGAUAAUUUUUCGUUAGAUGAGUUGGUCAACAAUCUGUACAGCGUUGGAACCGUGCUGGACACCCAGCUAUCACAAGUUAACGUUAGUAUUGAGAAGGAAACUGUAGCUUUGGCGUUAUUUGAACAAGAGGUUGCGACGUGUACUGAGACGAGGGGCAAUGGUUCGUCAAUCAAAGAACUAUUAUACACUUUAAACAAAUAUGAAAAAACUGUCGAGGCAAUAACUGCCAACAACAAGAAGUAG
This is a messenger RNA of Huiozyma naganishii CBS 8797, 495 nucleotides long. RefSeq names its product Nkp2p (gene NKP2). The transcript has a single exon. The record is from RefSeq and is a predicted model, not a curated record. NCBI's taxonomy places the organism in Eukaryota, Fungi, Ascomycota, Saccharomycetes, Saccharomycetales, Saccharomycetaceae. Bases 1 to 495 code for a protein of 164 amino acids.